GAUUGAUGACAUGUUGGACAAUCUUGGUAAUGCUCAAUGGUUCACGUCUUUAGACUUGUCUUCUGGAUAUUGGCAAGUAGAAGUCAAAGAAGAGGACAAGAAAAAGACUACAUUCAUUACUAAAUAUGGUCUUUAUAAAUUUAAUGUUAUGCCUUUUGGAUUGUACAAUGCACCGUCUACAUUUCAAAGGCUUAUGGAUAUAGUGUUAAG
Messenger RNA from Dentiscutata heterogama, 210 nucleotides. Lineage: Eukaryota; Fungi; Glomeromycota; Glomeromycetes; Diversisporales; Gigasporaceae. The record is from the annotation of a GenBank genome assembly.